Messenger RNA from Archocentrus centrarchus (flier cichlid), 6987 nucleotides. Its product is annotated as CCR4-NOT transcription complex subunit 3-like. Gene Ontology annotation, biological process: regulation of DNA-templated transcription. The coding region runs from base 186 to 2957 and encodes 923 amino acids. Gene Ontology annotation, cellular component: CCR4-NOT core complex; nucleus. The transcript has 19 exons. Lineage: Eukaryota; Metazoa; Chordata; Actinopteri; Cichliformes; Cichlidae. The record is from RefSeq and is a predicted model, not a curated record.
UCCUGGUAGCCAUCUUGGAUGUGCGGAGUGAUUGUUUAGCGAGAAGAAUUGACAUUUUUUUAAGGAAAUAACCCUUCGUGGUGAAUCGCUGAAGAUUUGGCGGAGUGUGGCGACCGAGAAGAGCACUCGUACCUCGGAAAGAUCCAGUGAAAGAAGGCAUGAAGACAUCAUCCUAGUCAUCAGUCAUGGCCGAUAAAAGGAAACUUCAAGGUGAAAUAGAUCGAUGUCUGAAAAAAGUAGCGGAGGGAGUGGAGCAGUUUGAGGACAUUUGGCAAAAGGUAAGAAACGAUCAUCACGCCAACACAAACCAGAAGGAGAAAUAUGAAGCAGACCUCAAGAAAGAGAUUAAAAAGCUACAGCGUCUGCGAGACCAGAUCAAGACGUGGGUGGCAUCCAACGAGAUCAAAGACAAAAGGCAGCUAGUAGAAAACCGCAAACUCAUAGAAACGCAAAUGGAGCGAUUCAAGAUCGUGGAAAGAGAAACCAAGACAAAGGCGUACUCUAAAGAAGGCCUGGGUCUGGCGCAGAAGGUGGACCCGGCCCAGAGGGAGAAAGAGGAAGUCGGCACGUGGCUGACGAAUACGAUAGACACUCUGAACAUGCAGGUGGACCAGUUUGAGAGCGAAGUGGAGUCUCUCUCAGUCCAGACGAGGAAAAAGAAAGGAGACAAGGAGAAGCAGGACCGAAUCGAGGAGCUGAAGAAGUUCAUUGAGAGGCAUCGGUACCACAUCCGGAUGCUGGAGACGAUACUGAGGAUGCUGGACAACGACUCGGUGCAGGUGGAAGCCAUCAGGAAGAUCAAGGAUGACGUGGAGUACUAUAUAGACUCCUCGCAGGAUCCUGACUUCGAGGAGAAUGAGUUCCUUUACGACGACCUGGAUCUGGAGGACAUCCCUCAGUCGCUGGUCGCCACCUCACCGCCGGGGCACUCGCAGUUGGAGGAGGAGAUCUUCCAGCAGUCCAGCAGCACACCCACCUCCACCACCUCAUCUUCACCCAUCCCCCCAUCACCUGCCACUUGCACUACAGAGAACUCUGAAGAUGAUAAGAAGAGGGGACGUUCGACAGACAGUGAAGUUAGUCAGGUUAGUCCUGUGAAGAAUGGAAAUCCCUCCUCUUCGUUAUCCUCUUCUUCCUCUUCCUCCUCUUCCUCUGCCUCUUCUUCCAUCUCGGGACUGACCUCAUCUUCGAUGGUCUCUAUGGCAACUAUCGCUGGGGGAGGAAGCAACAGCUCUGGGGGUAACAGUCAUCAUGGCAACUCAGCGGGUCACCUCUCCAACACUUCCUCUGGCAGCUACAGCAACGCCACCCAGCAGCCGCCGCACUCGUCAGCACAGCAGCAGGCCAAAAACUCUGUUAGCUCCUCCUCCUCAGCUCCUAUCUCCAACUCCAGCACCUCCAUCAACAGCCACCCCGCCUCCUCGGCCUCCUCUCCACCCAACGCCAGCACACAGGAGCUACGUGCUUCAAUUUCACAGCCCCAGGCUCCGUCAGGGUCCACGCCAACCUCCAACAGCCUAGGCCUCAGCCUGGGUCUGUCUUUGGGGAAAAGUGGUGUGUCGGGCUCCGUUGUUACCAGCCCCAUGUCAGGAGGGCUCGGCCUGUCGGGGAUGCCGGCAUCCUUGACGGGCACCAUGGCGAGCCUUCUGUCCAGUAACACCCCUGCACCCUACGCUCAGGCGGUUGGCUCCAGCUUACCUGGCUCUCUGGGCGGAGUCAGCACGGCAACGACCAACAGCGCUGUGGGCUCCAUCGGCACUGGGAGCAUGACAGUCGGCGGGCCGACAUCCUCAUCGGGAGGCCUGCUGGGUGCGGCGCCGGGUGGGGUCGGUUCAGGGAUUCUGGGUUUGGGCUCUGGUCAGUCAGGGGUGCAGGGGUCAUCCUUGGUGUCACCGAACUCCAUGGGAGGUUUAGCUCCAGGUAGCGGAGUAGGAGUCAUUGGGAGCAACGGAGGCAGCUCGGGAUCGGCGGGGAGCGGAGUAGUGGGAGGAAACUCGCUCUCUGUGCGACCGCCAAGCCGACAGAAGCAGAACGGUAGCACCAGUUACAGCGCUGUGGUGGCAGACAGCGCAACAGACUCCGCCCUCAACAGUGCCAGCCAAUCACAAAGCAGCCAAUCCUCAUCUUUGACCUCCACAGCCAAUCAGCUUAAGGACACUGGUCCCAGUCUGCUGGGCUCUAUGAGUUUGUCGUCCAGCUCCCCAUCCCCGGCCUCCUACAGCGAGGCCAAAACGGCAAGCGGCAGCAGCCUGCUGAACGGGCCCAUGUCCUACUCACAGCAGUCCUCUGACAGCAUCAAACCCCAAGAGCCUCUGAGCAGCCUCAAGUCCAUGGCCGAGCGAGCAGCAAUGAGCUCAGGGAUCGAGGGAGAUGUGACCUCCCUGCACCUCACCCCAGACAUCUUCCCCAGCAGCACUACGGCCCCUUCAGGCCCCCCAUCAGCACCUCAGCCCUCGCUGUCAGAGGUCAGCAUCCCCCCGUCGUUGGGGGUCUGUCCGCUGGGGCCGGUUCCCCUGUCCAAAGACCAGCUGUACCAACAGGCCAUGCAGGAGGCAGCGUGGACGCACAUGCCACACCCAUCCGACUCCGAGAGAAUCAGGCAGUACCUGAUGAGGAACCCCUGCCCCACCCUGCCUUUCCACCACCAGGUGCCACCGCCCCACUCAGACACUGUAGAGUUUUACCAGAGGCUUUCCACAGAGACCCUCUUCUUCAUCUUUUACUACCUGGAGGGCACUAAGGCCCAGUAUCUGGCAGCCAAAGCCCUGAAGAAGCAGUCGUGGAGGUUCCACACAAAGUACAUGAUGUGGUUUCAGAGGCACGAAGAGCCCAAGACCAUCACUGAUGAGUUUGAGCAGGGAACAUACAUUUACUUUGACUAUGAGAAAUGGGGCCAGCGGAAGAAGGAGGGCUUCACGUUUGAGUACCGGUACCUCGAAGACCGAGACCUCCAGUGACCUGCAGAGGGACGACAGGACGGACAGAUUAACGGACAGCUCAGAAAAGGAGAGAGGGACAGAGAACCAAUGACCGAAUGAAGAAGGGCGAUCCACCUGCUGACAUUCCUGGAUUUGACCUCAGCUUGCUGGGGAAAGGAGAUGCGUGGGCCGGAGAGGGGCGGGCGGGUUUCGUCCCUCCUCCUGACCCUCCAACCCCGCCUUACCAUCCUCACCCCAGCAGUAAUAACUCCUCCCACUCCCAUCUCCUCCUCCUCUUUCUCUCCCUCCAUCAGCAGGCCUCUUUUUUGUUUUUUUUCCCCCUUUAAUUCCUGACUUGGACAAACCACACACACAAAAAUCACACAUAAUAUUCCAGCUGCGUUUCAUCCUCAGAGUUAUCCUGUUGAUUUGGCUUUAAAGCUGUUUGUGUUAGCCUCGUAAAGACCAAAGAUUGUUGGUCAGUUCCACUCGGGGUGCAGGCUCUGACGUCAGUGUGUGCUGUUACACCUGCAGCAGCAGGGCGGGAUCAGCUGACAGAAACUCCUUUUAAAAUCAAGCCAGAAGCAGAGACUCGGCUCACCUGCUGAUGUGGUGCUUCACGUGACCUGGAACAUAACGAGCUGCAGUUUCUGGCUUGUUGCCCGCUGUUUGAUAAUCCGGAUUCAUUUGGAUACAGACAAAUGUCUGCAGGGCUUCAUAAUGCAGUCACACACAGUGGCCACAUUAUUAGAUACAGCUGUCCACUCUAAUCCUUCGUGAUGCCUUCAUGAUCAGUUUGAAUGGCUCACCAGAAACAGAACAUUUAGAGCUGAUUUAGCUUAAAGUUCCCAUUAAAUAUUCACACUGGGAAAAAGUGAGCAGAGCUCAUGUAAACCAAAUCAUGGGGUUCAGAAAUGAUCUGAUCUCCUCUUUUAUAUCCUCAGACCCGGGGUGCUGGAGGUGAAGCUGUUAAUGGGGGGUGUGCCUCAACCAACUAGGAAAUAAAUACAGUCAGUGAAAACUCAGAGGAGGAUGACCUCAUCUCAGGCUCUGUAUGAUCGAAGGAGAUUCAGGGAAUGCCCGUGUUGGCUCACAGAGGUCGCCCUCUAUUAACGUAGAUUAAAAAGACUGUAUUUAUAAAACUCUCACUGCAUGAAGUGUCCUGAGCAGAGCUGAUCUUUAGGCCCGGGACCUCUCCCCCUGUGUGGCGGCUUUCAUCGGAAGCUCAGGUGUGAACUUCCUGAGGUGCAAAGCCGUUAAAUUUCAGUGUGAAACGGCAGAUGAACAGCGUGGUCUCCUGCCCUGCUGCUGCUGUGAUCAGGGGUCCUUUUGGAGCUGCCUGUGCCGUCAGCAGCUUCACCUUCAGUGUGUUCGGCUGCAGGUUGGUUGUUUUUCAAACAGGUAAAUGUUGGGUGUAGGCGGCGCCGCAGGCCUCGCGCGCGCUUCAGAGGUUUGUUGUUUUGUUUUUUUGUCUUGUGAGGUCGUCGUGCAUUUUGUGAAUAUGCUGGUCUAAAAAUAUCCCGCCCUGCCUACUCCCAGCUAUCCGCGGCGGAGGAGUGUGACAGCACAGCCGGCGAGGUGUUGGUAGUAACUCUUUUACCUGGUGGGCAGCGUUAUGUCAGUUUCACUAACAUGGCUUCAAAUCUUUAAGAAUUCAAGUGGAAAUGAAGCCUUUUGUCCUCCCAUUGUUACAUUCAAGCAUCUUGGCAUAGAUGCAUAGUUGUAAUUUUUCUGCGUUCACUCAAACGCAGCAGAGGUAAAACCCAGAGGCCCCGCCCCCCCAGAUCCUCCUGUGAGUACAGGUAUGAAUACCUGCUCCACCCGUGUUGCUGUUGACUAUUAUUUUUUUAUUUAAUGCUUCUUUCUGCACAGGCCAAACUGCAUCCCUGUGCUGGGGUGCCCCCCCCCCCAAUCCAGCUGCUGGAUACAUGAAUGAUCAGCUGCUCACAUCUGUGCGAACAGGCUUAGACGCACACGGCAGUUUCACAUUUGGGGUGAAGUGAGACUGAUUCAGGGUUCAGAUCUGAUGUAAUUGUUCUCACCAUGUUUACGCCGCCUCACUCGUAUAAAUCUGUAUUCAAAGCAAAUAGUUUGGCAGUUUGGAGUGUGCAGAUGUUCGUGUGUGUAUGGUAAACGCACAGCUGGACCCACCAGCUGCUUAGCGCAGCGUAAAGCCAGGGCGGGGGCCGCGGCUCGCGCUCAGAUGACCAGUGUUUGUUUUAAUUGGUACAAAAAGUGAAAAAACAUGAACUAGUUUAUCUUCAGGCCGUGUGUUGGGCCGUGUCUAGCUGGAAGCUUCCGGUCUCAGAGUGUCUCGGAUAGCUAACCUCAUAAACCCACAAACUGCUGUUUUUCUGUUUCACUUUGCGCACUAAUUUAACAACCUGAACUUCACUGUUUCCACUGCGCGUGGCAGAAAUGAGCUGAGCUGCUGUUGACUUCAACAAGCGAGCGAUAAAACCGUGUUGUCCCCAAACCGGCACUCAGCUGUUUACCUGAAAACGUGCCGAGAUGUUGUCGCCCAAGGGCGUCGGAUACAGACGGGGUGUCCUUCAGCAUCACUGACCAGAGCGGGCCUGCACCCCGGGGUCACAGUCCGAGCAGGAACCCGCCUGCUCGCUCCGUUUGGGAGCUUCACGUCCUGCACUAAUCUCUAACAGUGAGGUCCAUCUCAGUGCUGCUGCAGCCAGAGGGUCAGGCACACACUUUCUACGUGUUUCUGUUUUCACACACGCACCGCAGCCCUUCUUCUUUUGUAUUUCAAAAAACAGAGACCCUGAUGUUGGAAUAGUGUUGAUAAUUCCCCAAUCGAGGCAGCUCCUUCACCUAAACCAAACCAAAUACUGCCAGGGUUGCGAGUCGUCCCUUUCCUGCUUUUGAAAUAAGAUCCUGACCUGCUUCUCCUGAAAUUGUCUGAGGAGCUUUGGAAUGAGGAUGGGCUUGGGAUGCUGCAGCCGGCUGAAAAACGAGCGCGCCGUGAGCCGAGCGGGAGAAUCGAUCCUGUGACGCGCACGGCUCCGGCACUGAGCGUUGUGAACGCUGUGCGUGUUGGAUGCUGCCGGUAGCUGGACGGACAGUUUGUUCAUCUCCCACCAGCCUCCCUUUUUCCUCCCUCCCUCCUCCUCCUCUUCCUCUCUCUGUGCUGAAGAGCACAAACAGCAACACCAGCACUGCUGCCCACACCUCCUCUGUCCUCCAGCUCUCCAUGUUUACACACUGAAGGGUUCGAGCGAGCCGACGGGGCCCACACUGAACACACACACUCACACUGCCGAGCUUCUUCCACAGCUGCCAACAAAACUCGGCAGCAGCUCGUUUUCUUUCUCUUUUUGUUUUCUUCAGUUUACGUCUCUUCCUCUCUCUCAGCCUCCUCCUCUCUUCAUGCCAGGUAGAUAUUUCCUUUAUUUCUCAGGAAGUAUUUGAUAGACCAUUUUAUGAGGAAAUGUAUCCGCCAGCAGCUCCGUCACCACAGCACAACCACAGUACAUCUCUCCCCACAGCUUCGUUUUCUUCUCCUUGCUCCACAGCAGCCCUUCUCAUUUCACACAACACCUUUUUUCUUUUUUAAUACAAAUAUCCUCCAAUGUUUGGAGCAGCACCUGGAAGAGAGACCAUCUUUAUAUUUUGUAUUUGUUAUUUGUGGUAGAUUUUUUUCUCUCCUCAGAGAUCGGGGAGCUCGUUUUAACAGCCAGAGGAGAACGGGGACUCCUGUUCUUUUUAAAGAUCAGCGACUUCUCAAAAAGGAGUGUUUUUAUAACAGACACACAACUCUACACACAUUCACUUGACUGACAGUCCUGCUUUUAACGUUUUUCUUUUCUUUUUUUGACAAGCGGGCGUGACGAGAGGUCAGCCGGAGCUCGAAUGUGAAUCUCUGUCUGCCCCUUGGCAAAAAAAGCGUAUCGACUCGUCAUCCUUCAAACCUCUUCUUGUUUUUUGUUUUUCAUGUGUUGUCAUGAGACAGCAUGGAAUAAUGACACUUGCAAAGUGGCGCUGAAAAAGUAAAUAAUGACAUAACCAUGAAUAAAGGAUUGUAAAAUAUUAAUAAAAGAAUUACUUUUCAGAAAUC